AUGUCGGCAAUGGCCACCAUGACGCCUACCUCGCUUUGGAUGACAUUUGAUAUUAUCACAACCAUUGAAAUUAUGGUUGGCUUGGUGGUGAACGCGUUUAUUGUCUCAGUGAUGGUCAUCGACUUCUACGCAGGUAGAAGGCUGAAGCCCUGUGAUAAGAUCCUGGUGGGCCUUGGUCUCUCCAGAAGCAUCUUGGAUGGCAUGAUCCUAUAUAGAACCUUUAACCGAAUCUUUAGCUUUAGUGUUUGCUCAAAAUACUUUUGGAUUUUUCAGAGCUUUCAGUUAUUUUGUGACUUUUCUAGCCUGUGGCUCGCGAUGUUGCUGAGCCUUUUUUACUACGUGAAAACCACCAUCUUCACGAAUCCCAUCCUUCUCCGGUUUAAACUAAGGAUGCCAGACAUUAUCCUGCAUGCGAUUGCAGCAUCCUUAUUGAUUUCUCUUAUGUCGGGGUUGCUGUUCGCUUGGACCGGUCGAUAUAAUUCAGAUAUACUAUUUUUUGUCCAAGAUCCACAAAAAAACAGAAGUUAUGAAAUAAACCCAACAUCCACGGUUCCGGCAUUCUUCUUUGGGCAUUUUGUUCCCUUUAUAAUAACUUCCAUUACAACCUCCCUUUUAAUUGGAAAUAUUACCGUUCACGUGAAACGCAUUAGAAGCACCAUUACGAGCUUCAGCACCCCCAGAGUCGGUGCCCAUUUAUCCGCCAUUCGGUCUGUUUGUUUACUUCAUCUCAUCACCGUUGUUAAUUUGAUUGCUACCAUUGUUUUCCGAUUUUUCCACGGCCACCCUAUCGCGAGUUAUAUUAGCAGCUGCAUCGUUAAUUUGUAUCCGACUUUACAUUCUGCGGUUCUUAUUUUUGGAAAUACAAAACUCAGGAGAGCAAUGCUCGAAAUCCUCCAUCAUGCCAAGACGCUCUGCGGAGAACAUGCCACCAAACCCAACCUCAACGGAAGGACAGUUUCCUAG
Spea bombifrons (plains spadefoot toad) is the source of this 963-nucleotide messenger RNA. Its product is annotated as taste receptor type 2 member 9-like. The coding region runs from base 1 to 963 and encodes 320 amino acids. The transcript has a single exon. The record is from RefSeq and is a predicted model, not a curated record. Gene Ontology annotation, biological process: G protein-coupled receptor signaling pathway; sensory perception of taste; detection of chemical stimulus involved in sensory perception of bitter taste. Lineage: Eukaryota; Metazoa; Chordata; Amphibia; Anura; Pelobatidae. Gene Ontology annotation, molecular function: bitter taste receptor activity; G protein-coupled receptor activity. Gene Ontology annotation, cellular component: membrane.